Messenger RNA from Plasmodium yoelii, 285 nucleotides. Its product is annotated as cyclin. The transcript has a single exon. The annotation marks the transcript as partial. Lineage: Eukaryota; Apicomplexa; Aconoidasida; Haemosporida; Plasmodiidae. The record is from RefSeq and is a predicted model, not a curated record.
CAUCCACUGGAGUGUUUAAAACUUCUAGAAAACUUUUUUAUAACAUUUACUUGCACACUCCCUCAAAUAGCAUUAUACUGUUUUAUAAAUAAUAUUAAAAUAAAUUUUAAUAUUGUAAAUACCGAUAAAUUUAUCUUGGAAUUUAUUACAAAUAAUAAUCAAAUCCUUUUUCAAAAGUUGAAAAAUAAAAUAGAUGAACUCCACACUAAGUAUAAAGAUCACUUUGAUUUGAGAAAUACAUUUGAUGAUGAAAAUACUACGAAGCAGAUGAGAGACUUUAGAUAA